ACUGCAUCAUUGGAGGUAGAAAAAUGUCGCUGUAGUUGACGAAGCUGAACUUGCAGGUCUAAAAUCAUCUUUACAGUAUCUGAGAAUGAGUAGUUUACAGAGUGUUAUUGCCGAAUGGGAAGAACUGGAAACUGAGUUUAAAGAGUUGGAGGAGAAUCACAAGAACUAUGUGAGUAAAGUAGAUGAAGUUAAGAAUUUGCAGGCAAAAUGUGUGAAUGGAAUUGCACAUCAGAGGUAUCGCAUGAAACAGGUUGCAGAUAACUUAAAGAAGUAUGGCAAAUCCAAUGAUCAGGAAAUUGCAAGUUUAUAUCAGACAAUAGAAGAGAGAAAAACCCAGUUUAGGGAAUUUGAAGAUGUACUGCCACAUAAAAAUGGGAUAUAUUUAAGCAUUGUUCUUGGGCAGGUCAACGUAUCACUUCUUAGCAAGAAAGAUAAAUAUCUAUAUAAGCAAGACUACGAGAAGUUCAAGCUGAUUGUGUCCACCAUCUCCAUGGUGCUAGCCUUCUGUUUACUGUUCUUUAUAUCAUCUAGGUAUCUGGAUGCUGCCUACCACUUUCUCUUGGUCUGGUACUACUGUACAUUGACGAUAAGAGAGUCCAUUCUUAUUGUGAACGGUUCAAGAAUCAAGGGUUGGUGGGUGGCUCAUCACUUUGUGUCCACAGUGUGUACUGGGGUGCUGCUGAUCUGGCCUGAUGGUGUGACUUACAGACUCUUCCGGCAACAAUUUAUGAUUUUCUCUGUAUAUCUCAGUUUUGUCCAAGUGCUUCAGUUUUACUACCAGAGCGGGUGUUUGUACAGACUGAGAGCAUUGGGAGAAAGGCACAAUAUGGAUAUCACUGUUGAGGGGUUUCAGUCUUGGAUGUGGAAGGGCCUGUCUUUUAUCCUGCCAUUUUUGUUUGGGGGCUAUAUAUUCCAGUUUUACAAUGCCUACACAUUGUACCACUUGGCCUUUCAUCCGCAGUCUGAGUUGCAGGUACCAGUUGUAUGCUUCAUGUUCUUUGUCCUUGCCUCUGGAAACGCAUGGACUACACUUCUCGUUAUACGGGAAAAGCUGAAGAGCAGGCUUCAAGAGUCAAAACCUAAACUUUUCCGCAUGAAGAGCAAGUACAAGUUUAACUGGAAUAAUAACAAGGAAACGACUAAAGUACUUUGACACCACGGUAAUGUCAGGGGCUGGAAAAUUACUGCACCAGAUAAUUCUGCAUUUUUCUUGCAUUAAAGCAGAAGACUUUUUUCCAAUCUUUUCACAAGCAAUAAAAUAAACAUGUUUUGUGUCCAGCAAGGAUGGUGACCUGCCUGAGACUGGUGGUGUGGGGAUGAACAGAAAUGGACCAAUAGAAUUACAAGUUGUGUGCCUGUCACAAAAUGGCUACCUGGGGGGCGCCACCUGCAAGGUCACAGUUGUAGAUGUGGAUCAGAUCCACGGUAGCGGGAGUGUGUGUUCUCUUUUCAAACAUAUGCAUUUGAUGUUAUAAUUUAAUUUGUUGACUAUUUAAAACGUUCAAGUAUGUAAUUGAAAUGAUUCAAGAUCAGUGCUCAAUGAAUGAACGUAACAACAAUUUGUUUAAAAAUAUGGGGAGAUAUGAUCAUUUUUGAACGUUUUCUCUAAGAUCACAUUCACAACGAGUUGAGCCAUGGCUUUACAAAUCCUGGAACUAAAUAUGGCAGA
Molecule: messenger RNA, 1669 nt
Organism: Lingula anatina
Lineage: Eukaryota; Metazoa; Brachiopoda; Lingulata; Lingulida; Lingulidae
Product: transmembrane protein 120A
Cellular component (GO): membrane
Source: RefSeq, a predicted model, not a curated record